Messenger RNA from Limulus polyphemus (Atlantic horseshoe crab), 6169 nucleotides. RefSeq names its product DIS3-like exonuclease 1. The transcript is spliced from 23 exons. The record is from RefSeq and is a predicted model, not a curated record. Lineage: Eukaryota; Metazoa; Arthropoda; Merostomata; Xiphosura; Limulidae. Gene Ontology annotation, molecular function: RNA binding; 3'-5'-RNA exonuclease activity. Gene Ontology annotation, cellular component: cytoplasmic exosome (RNase complex). Gene Ontology annotation, biological process: rRNA catabolic process. Bases 430 to 3603 code for a protein of 1057 amino acids.
UGAAUAAUUACGUUAACACGUCUUAUUUUACAACUACAAAAUUACGAUUCACUACUUAAAAGUUGCUAAAAUUUGUGUUUGACAGGAUGAUACCGAAGGAAAAAAAAUCGGAAAAGAAAAGUAAUGGUGAAAUUUCGUAGAAGAGGGAAGGCGGAAAACUUUCGAAAUGUUGGCCUCUAUACUUUAUUACUUGUGAAGUUGUGUUUCUUCAACAUUCAGUUGCCGUCCGUUCAACCAAAUUUCAUCAAGUAUACUCUGCGUAAACAAUCUAUCAAAAAAUACGUAAUUAUGUAGCUGUAGUGCACUGCUAGUGCUACUCUUGUACAGGUUGAGUGAUACUGAGUGUGUGACAGUGCUAGUACAACUAUCAGUACUAGUAAGUGAGGUAAAGAAGAAGAAAUUAAUUAAAUAAAUCCCAAAUUUUUCACAAUGUCCUGCUGUUUACUUGAUUCUAACCUUGUCAAAAUUGAGAAAAGGAUAAAUGCUAAGCUUCGGGGAAAAACAGUCAGUUUUGUCAGAGAAAAAUACCUACGAGGAGAUGUUUAUUGCCACAGCCCAGUGUGUUUACAUGGAUGUAUUACUGAAACAGCCACAAGAAUAGGUCAUCUUCCGACACAAGCCACACAUUAUGUAAUCCCAGCAUUUGACAUUAUAUGCAAUUUUCUUGAAAUCUUGGAACUUCCAGAAAUCAAAGGAAUUAUCUUUGUGCAGAGUGCACUUAACAGAGUUUUGAUUGAUAUUGGUAAGAGACAUUACAAAAAGGCUUUGUCAAUCAUACGAGAUCCUCGGAAAGAAUGUGUGGCAUUUCUGGAUGAACUACAUAAGGAUACUUAUAUUGAGAAAGAAAAUGGACAUGGUUCAAAAGAGAUAUUACAUUGUGCAACUUUUAGAACAGCGGUAUGGUAUCAUGAGCAUUUGCAAGGAAAAAUACCAAUUAUCAUAGUAACAGAGGACCCACAGGUGAUAGAGAAAUAUGAAAACCAAACUCUUGGAGUUUUUGUAAUUUCGUUUCGUAAUUACUUAGAAGAGUUCUGGCCUGACUUGGAACAGGUGCUGGAUCUGUUUGAUUCUUUACAGACAAUAGCUCAAACUGCUUCAGAAAUUAAAACUUCUGGUGGAACGAGUGAAUAUUCGAAUUAUCUGUCAUCAGAAGGCCUACAUGCUGGACUCAAAAGUGGGAGGUACUUUCAAGGACAACUACGAGUAAAUAAGAAUAAUUCAGGAAAAGAAGCUUUUGUAUCAGUUUAUUGGUUAUCCAGUAGAGAAUGUGGUGAUAUUUUAAUUGAAGGAAUGAAAAAUAGAAAUCGAGCCAUUCACAGUGAUGAAGUUGUUAUUGAUCUUAUGCCAAAAAGUGAAUGGAAAUCGAGAAACCAAAUAUUAACUAAUAACACAAAAGAAGAAUCAGUAAAUGGAGAGGAAAAUAAGAAAAGCACCAAAAUCAUGCCAGUGGGAAGAGUAGUUGGUGUUUUACAGAGACGAUGGAGAAACUAUGUGGCUUGUCUGCCUGAUGAAGAGGAUUAUAAUAUAGCAAAUAGAAAGUUGGGAGGUCGAAUAUUGGUUAUACCAUAUGACUGUAGGAUACCUAAGAUCCGGAUUACAACAAAGCAAGCUGUCAAUUUUCAAAACAAAAGGAUUGUUGUAAGGAUAGAUAGUUGGGAGCGUGAUUCACAGUAUCCAAAUGGCCAUUUUGUUCGAAUUCUUGGAGAAAUUGGAGAUCUGGAAACUGAAAUAGCUGCCAUUCUAGUUGAGCACGAAAUUUCAGUCUCAUCGUUUUCUAAGGGUUUGCUUGAAGAAUUACCAACAACUACUGAUAAUUCACCAUGGAAGAUUGAAGAAUCUGAAAUAUCCAAGAGGAAAGACUUGCGGAAAAGUCAUCUGGUGUUCAGUAUUGAUCCAGUAGGAUGUGAAGAUGUUGAUGACACUUUAUCUGUCAAAGAAUUACCAGAUGGAGGAGUAGAACUUGGAGUCCAUAUUGCUGAUGUCACCCACUUUGUGAAACCUCUUUCUCUGACAGACAUAGAAGCUAGGUCCCGUGGUGUUACAGUAUACUUAGCUGAUCGUCGCUACGACAUGCUUCCACCAUUACUGAGUGGUGACUUGUGUUCCCUAUUAGGGCAAACUGAUAGGUAUACAGUCAGUGUGAUGUGGGAGUUUGACCCUCAUUUUGAACUGAGGAAGGUUUGGUUUGGAAGAACCAUCAUUUGUUCUGCCUAUAAAAUGUUUUAUGAGGCAGCUCAAGAUAUUUUAAAUGGAAAAUCACUGGAAGAAAUGCAGUCUACAAUUCCUGAGUUAAAGAAGUUCUCAAAUACUGUGAUGGUUGAAAAAUUUGAAGAAUUGAAAGAAGCAUUAAUCAAGCUGACAGCUAUUGGUAGAAUUCUUAAAAAGCGUCGUCUUCAAAGUGGUGCUCUAGAACUUGAUAGUUUAGAGGUCCAGUUUGAGUUUGAUUCAUCUUAUACUCACCAGGUGGAAACAGUGAAAUCUAAAGAACAUCUUGAAGUCCAUGAAACUGUAGCAGAGUGUAUGAUUUUUGCAAACUUCUGGGUGGGAAAGAAAAUAUCGGAAGUUUUUCCCCAUCAAGCAUUGCUACGACAUCACCCUCCUCCGAGAAGUGAAGAUCUGGAAGAAUUAAAGCUAUGUGCUGCAGUCAAAGGCUUUCAAAUACUUACAAACUCGAACAGGUCUCUUGCUGUAUCUCUAGAUGAAGCAGUUGACCCAAAAGAUCCUAUCGUGAAUAAGGUGUUAAGAAUGCUGGCCACUCGUGCUAUGUCUCAGGCUAGAUAUUUUUCUACGGGUUCUUACUCUUUAGAGGAUUUUUAUCACUAUGGGCUUGGUCUGAAUAGAUAUACACACUUCACUUCACCAAUCAGAAGAUAUGCAGACAUACUGGUGCACCGACUUCUCUUAUCAGCUAUAGAGGAACAUUACAAUAGUAAUAAACUGUUGUCAAACACUGAUUUACAGGAACUCUGUGAACACAUUAAUGAAAGGAACCGAGCAGCCCAGAAAGCCCAAAAAAUUUCGGUUGAGCUUUUCCAAGUACUUUAUUUUCAGAAAAAUGCUUUGGAUGAUACCUUGUGUAUAGCAGAGGGUGUUAUCUAUUCCUUUUGUACUAAUGGUAUCCUGGUAUAUAUACCAAAGUUUGGGGUCAAGGGACCUCUGCAUCUGUAUAAGAAAGAUGGUCAGGUUGCUGUAGUUACUAACAAAGGAGUAGAAUGGAUGGCAGGUCACUUGGAGAGGUCACAAAAGGCAGUCACUGUAGUGUCCCCUACGUUUACUUACCGACAAACAUACCAGUUAUUUGAUCACCUCACUGUACGAAUUGAAGUCCAGUCAGCCAGGGCUCAUCCAGCAACUCUGAGUUUCCAGCUAAUAGACUGCAAAUCUCAGAUUUCGAAUAUGGAAAGGUACUCGGAGAAACCAUGUCAAAACAGCCAGUUGGUGGAGGAAGUGAUUUCAAGUAUAGUAGUGAAGGAAGAAAAACCGGUUGAGCAACAAGUGAAAAGUCAAGAAACCUACAAACAAACAAGUUUGUAUAGUCUCUUUCAGAAGCUUAAAGACAUGUCUCUUCAACCUGUUAAUAUUUCCUGUACCUCAUCAGAAUAAUGGAUUUCUUUCCUGGAUUAAGACUUGCAGCUAUGCAAUAGUCAAUGUGCCUUUAGUUAAAUAUCACGAGCCAUAAUAAAAGAAAGGAAGUUAAAACGAAAUUUUGAAGCAGCAUUAGUCAUCCUUGAAUUGACAGUCUUUUUUAUGUAAAAAAAAAUGUCAUCUUACAUGUUUUGGUACUUCACAGACUGAGUACACUUUCCACAUAGCAUAUUGCUUUGCAACACAAAGACUUCUUGUUCUUGACAGUAAUGUUUUAUACUUAAGUGUUAAAAAAUUUAUAGAAAAACUUUGAUUUAAGAAUUUCUUUUUUUUUUCAUUUUUAUUUUGUUGUUUUUUAUUAACACUUUUGUCUUCAAAUAAUACAGAUGUUAGGAGAAUGAGAACCCCCAAAAUGGUUUAACAGCUACAGUUGUUUUAUACCGAACGUGUUAUAAUUAUAGCUGAUGUUUUAAAGAGGGGUCAAGAGUCUUCAUUACCAUGCAUUUAAAAAAAAUUCAGGAAAGGUUAAACACCCACAGUGUGAGGUUGUUACUUCUACUGAAGUCAGCUUAAUAGAUAACCACUCUAUAGGGAGUUUUUAAUAUACUUUAUUGACUUUUAUAUGUCAAUGUGUGUCUGUAGUGUUAUAACUGUUAUAGAUAUAUGCAUGAAAGUCCAACAGACUACUUGGUUAUUGUAUGCACCUUUAUGUGUAUCUGGUAGGUAGUAAAAUAUCAAUACAUUAUAGAUUCAGGUUGCCAUUUAGUUUCCCACAUUGAUUAUAUGUGCUCAUCUUUCAGGCAGUUUUAUGAUGUUCAACUAUGCAUUGCAUCUUAGAUAUAUAUAUAUAUAUAUAUUUAAUGUGACCAUAGUGACUUAAACACAUUUAUUAUUUCAAAUUGGUAUGUUAAAUAUCCAUAAACAUGUUAAACAUACUGUGAUAAGCAUGUACUUAACCUUUGGUCAUAAUUUGUAAACAUGGCUAUUGAGCAGUGAGUAAAGUGUUAAGUAUUCAUUUAUAAAAUAUUUGUUCAGAAAUCUGUGUUUACAUGAUUUGAAGGUUUAUCCUGUGAUAUUUUGUAUCCUGUAUAUGUUGUACUUAUAUGAUUCUUAAGAAAACAAGAUUUAUUCCCUAAAUCUUACCAAUUUCUUAUGUUUCCUUUAACUAUUAAAUCAGUUUCUCUUUAAUAAUUGUUCCAUUGAAUUAUAUGUUUAUUCUAUUGAAACUGUUUUAUUGAAUUUUGUAUAUUACUGAAUUGGUUUAAAUCAUCUUUAAUUAUCUAUUCCAGUCUUCCAAAAAUAUGUCUUAUUUUAAUAUUUUUCGUGCACUUUAAUAGAAUCUUUAAAUUACAAGAAGAUAUUAAAAUUUUUAUUAAAAAUUCAAUUCUCUGGCAAAUUUUAAGUUACAAAGAAUAUAUUUUUAGAUACUUACAAUAUUCAUAAGUGCUCCUAUCGGUAUAUUUUUCAUCACUAAUUCACAAGAUUUUUUUCUCCUAUCUUUUAUGACCUUUUAACUAUUAGUAUUUGUUUUUGCACUUUUAAUACUAUGUCUCUCCUUCUUCCAUGUUUUUAAUGUUUCAUAAAAAGAUGGAUUUGACUGUACCUGAUGAACACGAUAAUGGUAAUUAAAAGAGAAUUGCUACAUAUUCUGAAAUCUACAGUACUUAGUUGUCUAGCUUGGUAUUUUGCUAGUAUUUUACAGUACUGAUAAUCAGUUGUUAUAUCCAAACAAGAGCAACAUAUAAUCUAUCUACCAUGACUUGGCAGUGAUUAAGGUUUUAAAUCAAACAAGCCUCCUUCGGGGCUUGUUUGACAACCGGGGUCAUGCAGAAACAGUCGUUCCUCUUCAGCCCCAAUGCGAAAUUAAGGUUUAGUCCUGCUGGGGAAUGAAAGAUAUUAAGAGCUGCCCGGAUGGUAUGAUACAUACUGAUGGUUAAACUAAUUACUGAUUAUUUGAUAUCAUAUAAGGUGACAGGAAUCAAUCAAUUAAUAACUAACUUAGGUGGGUGGAGCUAGAUGGCUGAUGCAGCAUUUUGGGAAAGGUCGUGACUUUUUAUUAAAUAAACAUAACCUCCGUCCACCUUCUGUUGCAGAGGUAACAAACACUGAUUGUAUGAGCUGUUCACGGAUGGACCACAAAGUGUGCAACAUAUAACCUGUUGAAUGUUUUUAAAAUAAGGUGUAUUUUGCUCCAAGUAUUUAAUGAAUGUCUCGGAUAUUAAAAAUAUUGAUUACUUUUAAGUUUUUGUAUUGUAUAUAUUGUAUAGUUUCCUUUUUGAAAACUGUAAAAACUACAUGCUCAAUACUCUUGUAAAAUAUGAAGUAAUAAUCAACUGAUACAGUAUCUGUAUGACUCGUGUUUUUUGUUUACAAUUAUUUAUACCAAACUAUCUGGUAAACAUUUUAUUAAAUAUUAUCAUUGGUCAGGGGAGAUUUAAUUCGUGUUAAACGGGUGAAUAUAACUACAUGUUCAAAAACACAAAGAUUUUGAAAAUGUUUUAUUGGAUGUAAUGAAACCACAAUAAUGAUUGUAUAUGUUUUUAGACAGAAUUGUCUGUAAUAAAUAAAUUGUUUUCGUGGUGCA